CGCAGCUCACGAAGUGAACGCCUCACCCACGCCUCCCCCCCCUCCCAACCCAUCUGCCGCUCUAUAAAUUGUUUGCCUCCCCCCCCGUUUCACUUGUUGAGACACAGCUCGGCCACUUUUCGGAGUCUGCCGUAGAUCACGGCUCUCCUGCAGAUCCCGGACGCGCUCAUCUCUCUGCAGCCCGGAGCGUGCCUCGGCCCGUGGCAGUCAUAGUUUAGUGGUGUUUAUCCCAGCUCCGCGUGAGACGGCGGGACACUGAGCAGCUCCUCUCCUCCUGCUCCUGUGGAUCAGAGCAGGCUGCUGACUGAGGGGCGCUUUGGGGGCGCAGGAGGAGGACUGCGCUGCGACUUUCCUUCAGAGACUCAAAUACAGGCGCAAUGCAGGCAGACAAGAAGGAAGUGGACGGCGAUGUGCUGCCCGAUGCCAACGGCAAAGAUCCGAACCCAGGUGGACAGGCAGAGGGCUCAAAGUGGCAGAAACCACGGCUCUCGCGGAAAUCGCUGAUGAAGUGCUGUCUUGUCAAGUGGAUAAUCGCCAGCACGACACAACAGGGGCCAGACACCAUCGACAGUGACCUGGAACUCUCCAUGGUGCGUCACCAACCAGAAGGCCUCGAGCAGCUCCAAGCCCAAACCCAGUUCACCAGGAAAGAGCUGCAGUCCCUUUACAGAGGCUUCAAAAAUGAAUGUCCCAGUGGCUUGGUGGACGAAGAAACAUUCAAAACAAUCUACUCACAGUUUUUCCCUCAAGGAGAUGCAACUACAUACGCACAUUUCUUAUUCAAUGCGUUUGACAUGGACAGAAGUGGUUCCAUCCGAUUUGAGGACUUUGUGUUAGGUUUGUCCGUCUUGCUCAGAGGUUCUGUGACCGAGAAACUUCGCUGGGCUUUCAACCUGUAUGACAUAAACAAGGACGGCUACAUCACAAAGGAGGAAAUGCUGGCAAUAAUGACCUCCAUUUAUGACAUGAUGGGCAGGUAUACUUCACCCAGCUUACGAGAUGAUUCUCCCUUUGAUCAUGUGGAGAAGUUUUUCCAGAAAAUGGAUCGAAACAGGGAUGGAGUUGUGACGAUAGAUGAAUUCAUAGAGACCUGCCAAAAGGAUGAAAAUAUAAUGGCUUCUAUGCAGCUCUUUGAGAAUGUAAUUUAAUUUCUGCUGAGAAAUGUGGACCAGUAAUGCUGCCCAGAGUUUCCACCCACAAUCUUCAGAGCAUCUGCAAUGUCAUUCAUCCUCAAAAAGAGAUGCUGGACACAAAUAAUAAAAAAUGGCACAUAAUCCUGCAUUUCCAGACAGCCUGCUCCAUGAGGAGAAAUUUAGGAUCCACCUCAUCACUUGAAAAGGAUUUUUUUUCUUUUUGCAUGAAUGUUUUACUUUUUUUCUGGGAAACCUGAAAAAAAAGAUCAGUUCCAGAUUAGCAUGUGAUUGUGUGAGUGUUUCUCUGACGUUAAAAAGCAUGUGAUGUGAACCACUUUGACACACAAAAAACUGUUUUUUGUGGUUAGCUUAUUAAAGUUGGGGAAGUGAGAAUACUUGUUACUCUCUCAUGCUGUGAUGAAAAUAAUUUGGUCCUUACUUUUUAAUGUUUGUGUAAACUUAGCACCCCCUUAUUAUUGUGCUGCAUCCCUGAAGUUAUGUUUUAAAGAGAUUUGUGUACAUAUCUUUAUUCUGAUUGUAUUCUGGAUGAUAUCCACUGUGGGAUGUCAGAUGAUACAUUAAAUAUGUGAUGAAUAUGAUAUCUUCCCUAUGCAAAUUGUGAUAUCUAGCAUUUAAAUUUGAUCAUAUCAAACUUCUUGUAUUGUAGUUUAUGAUUGUGCAACUGUGAAGAUGCAAAAGCAAUAAAAGUUUUAAGCAACUUGCU
Messenger RNA from Menidia menidia (Atlantic silverside), 1857 nucleotides. The record is from the annotation of a GenBank genome assembly. NCBI's taxonomy places the organism in Eukaryota, Metazoa, Chordata, Actinopteri, Atheriniformes, Atherinopsidae.